GCAAGGCACCGGCACUGUACGUCAAUAGCUACACAGUUCCUGCAGGAAAUUGCCAGCUGCCCCCGUUUACCGGAUUUGUUCUGAAAAUAUGCCGAAAAGAUACCGAGAGUGGCUGUUCAAAGACAAUAUUGGGAAGCCUCGCUCAACAGAAGCUAGGCACGCGAAGAAAGCUGCUCAUAGUGAUGGCCCCUCGCUGCUUGGAGGUCCCGACAGAGUGGAAGAUGCAGCGGCUGCAGUGGGAAUGCCGGCUGACGCUUUAAGUGGCGAAGAAUCUACGAGUGACGACUUCCUCGACGACACAGCAGCAGACCCGUCCCUCGGCUCCAUAAGUGAUGGGCUUCCUGAAGCAAGCGAUGGGCAGCUGAAUAUCGUACAAAGUGAUUCAGAAGCAGAUUCUGCAACAGAAGAAGAUCCUGCUGAUGCUCUGAGAUAUGACCUGCUGGAUGAUGUAUCCUUGUGCUCCAGUGAUGACGAGGACUUGUCGCCCCAGCAUGAACCCUCAGCAAACCAGACAUCAGAACUGGAUGAGCCACUGUACGCUGGAUCACGUGUGACCGUUGGUGAAAGCAUGGUGCUUAUUCUUGGGCAUUGCCUGCGGCAUAACACCACUAAGGAGGCAACUGAGAGCCUUCUGAAGCUUAUUGAAGCCCACGUGCCUGAGGAAGCUGCCAUACCAACGUCGAAAUAUGCCUUUUUUAAGCAAUUUACAAAUGCUAGGGAGAACGCCACAUUACAUUUCUAUUGCCCGUCUUGCUCACUUUAUCUGGGCGAGAGGUACAUGUUGGAAGAAAUAGUGAAGAUACUCGAAGAGGAAGAUGACGAUGUGUCAGUGAUUUACAUCGAGCUGCCAGAGGCUAACACCUAUUCGGGUGAACACUCGGCCGAUGAAGACUCAGACAGGCUCAUUGACAUUCUAAGCGGGCGGCAGCUAUGA
Messenger RNA from Dermacentor albipictus, 934 nucleotides. RefSeq lists its product as uncharacterized. The record is from RefSeq and is a predicted model, not a curated record. Lineage: Eukaryota; Metazoa; Arthropoda; Arachnida; Ixodida; Ixodidae.